Molecule: messenger RNA, 954 nt
Organism: Penicillium nucicola
Lineage: Eukaryota; Fungi; Ascomycota; Eurotiomycetes; Eurotiales; Aspergillaceae
Product: TDA10 family protein
Exons: 5
Coding region: 1-954 (317 amino acids)
Cellular component (GO): cytoplasm
Source: RefSeq, a predicted model, not a curated record
AUGCCCGAAAUGUCCAUCAUAGACGACAAAUCACAGCACUGUAUCCCCUUCCUACUCGACCGUCUACGCGUCCACACCGAACGGCACCGCGGCACAGCUACCCCGCCAUUCUUCAUAGGUCUCAAUGGCGUACAGGGAGCCGGCAAAACAGUCCUAGUGUCCGCGCUCAAUGACACGCUCCGCUCAGCGCCAUACUCGCUCGCUGUCGUGACGUUGUCACUGGACGACAUCUACCUCACACACGCCGACCAGGUUGCUCUUGCGCAGGCGCAUCCGUCGAACCCGCUUUUGCAGCAUCGGGGUCAGCCCUCAACACACGACCUGGGGUUGGGCGAGGAGGUCUUUGCGUCGUUGGCGGCGGAGAAGUCCACGGCGAUCCCGGCGUACGACAAGUCUGCGUUUGAAGGUCAGGGAGAUCGCGUUCCCAAGGAACAAUGGAAAGUGGUCAAUGAAGAAGGCCAGGAGAAGGUAAAGGUCGUCAUUUUCGAGGGUUGGUGUGUUGGAUUCCGGGCGUGGGAUGAUCAAACCUUGCGCGCAAAAUGGGAGGACGCUGUGCGGCAGAGGGAGUCGGGCCAUUAUGAUGGGAGACUGGGUCAUGUCCAAUUUGAGGAUGUGAAGGCUGUCAACGAUGCCUUGAAAAGAUAUGAUAUCUUGACCGACAAAUUGGAUGCAUUGAUCCAUAUUGAUGCUGAAAGCCCCCAUUUCGUGUACGAGUGGCGCCAGGAACAGGAGCGCACUCUCCGUGCUGCCAAGGGCACUGGGAUGACUGAGGAGCAAGUCAACCACUUUGUGGACGGUUAUUAUCCAUCAUAUGAACUCUUCACUGAGACUCUCCGUGAGGGCGCGUUCAAGCCUGCAUCGCCUACUUCUGCUUCAAACUCUGAUUGGAAAGGUAGACAGCUUCGUCUUGUUGUUGACCGGAAUAGGAGAGUGCAAGAGGUUAUCAAGAUCUGA